Molecule: messenger RNA, 1601 nt
Organism: Hypoxylon trugodes
Lineage: Eukaryota; Fungi; Ascomycota; Sordariomycetes; Xylariales; Hypoxylaceae
Exons: 2
Coding region: 116-1210 (364 amino acids)
Source: RefSeq, a predicted model, not a curated record
CGAGUUUAAGUGCCGGUUGUGAAUUCUUACUACUGGACAUUAACGAACUCCCUUUGGAUCCCGAGCUUCCUCACAUCCCCACGAAUCUCUCUCUCCUUCAGAUACUCACUCGAUAAUGGACAUGCACAUGGACUUGAAAGUUGGCUUUGGUGAAGAUUUUGCUCUCGGAAAUCAGGGUCUACCUUGUGCUUCAUCGACUGGUAGCUUUUCUUCGGCAUCGACUUCUGGUUCUAUACCCGAACCAUUCACACCAACAUCUGGUCGAUCGACUCCUGGACUUCGUUCUAUCUCGAUGGAGCACGAACAAAUUACUUAUCCUCCACCUGGAGGCUAUGAAUUAACUCCGCCAUCCUCGGCUUUUGGCGGUUAUUUCCCAUCCGAAGCUAAAGCCGAUUUUCAUCGAUACAUGGAUUAUAAUAGUGCCUCGCCGAGUCCAAGCCGAAAGUCCAGUAUGCAAUCCCAAGCUGUGGACUAUGAAUAUGCUCCGAUGGUCCCUACCACAUUUCCUUCCUUGUCAGCUCAGAAUCACCCUCUUGAACCGGCUCAUCAUCAAACUAUGGGACAUUACUCCUUUGCGGAUUAUAUCCCAUCACCACAAUAUCCAGUCUCUACGCCUGGUUAUCAUAUGAACAGUGCUCCCGCUUGCGAUACAUCAGCAAUGUGGGAAUGGACGAGAGAAAGUCCUGUAUCAUUCUUCGGAAGAGGACAUCCCUCCGCAUCUCCUUCUCCUUCCCAUGCUCUCUCUUCUCGCGAUCGAAAUGGCUUGACACCUCCCUACCUUGCUAGUCAUGGAAAGAGACGAGUCAACGUGGAUAAAGUGCAGCAAAAGAGUUCAGCACCUCACAGGGCCCAACAACGUUCUGGAGUUCGAAUCGAAAGAAUCGCCGCUGCUACUUUCAAAUGUAACUACCCGGAUUGCCAAAAGGGUCCAUUCAAGAGACAGGAACACUUGAAAAGACAUAAGAACACUAAGCAUGCAGAAAACCCGAUUUCUAUUAUUACAUCUUGCCCAUUCUGCGGUAAGCCAUUCAACCGCAAGGACAAUUACCGCCAACACUUGAAACUUCACACUUUAAAGAAUCGACCAACUCGUCGUACCGACUACUUUCCCGAAGCUCAAUCAUUACUAGAUGAAGAAAUCAACAAGACCAAGCAAAGGAGUCAACUCAAAAAGAAAGGCGACUCCCUCAAGGAUGAGGACGACUUCUAGAAAUUUGAAAACUACUAUUCAUUCGAUUCCCACCCGGCAACACGGGAUAUCUCGACAACUUAGUCACGACAUUGGCGAGUAGGCUUCAAGAUCACAUCAAUAUUUCUUUUGGUUUUGGUUGGAUCGGGAAAAAAUAAGGGUAUGGCGUUUACAUAGGGAGUUUUGGUCUUUGGGGAUUGUCUCUUUUUUUUUUUAUGUUCUAUUUAUUUACUCGCAUUAUCAGAGGCGUCUUGGAAUAAGUAUAGCGGGCAACCGGGCCUUGGGAAUCAACAUUGAUAUCAUCAAUUUCCUUUUUUUAUUUCAUUUUCUUGUAAACGCAUUCGACAGAUUGCGACGCUAUAAGCACAGAAUUUGGCUUCUAUAUUGGACUGGCUGGUUUACGGGACAUACA